Pseudo-nitzschia multistriata is the source of this 1961-nucleotide messenger RNA. The record is from the annotation of a GenBank genome assembly. NCBI's taxonomy places the organism in Eukaryota, Bacillariophyta, Bacillariophyceae, Bacillariales, Bacillariaceae.
GUGAGCGAGCAAGCGAUUGAUCCACUGAUUGCGUUGUAUUGCAUUGCAUUCCAUUCCAUUCCUACCGUAGCCUGCUGCGAGACGCAGAACUAUGCCAACCAUUCCGCAAUGAACCGGGAAGGCCCCGCCCGGCCGGAAGCAGCAGCACCCCCUUCCGCGGGAGAUACCCGCUUGGCGUUGCCGCCGGGCCACCGGUGGAGGCCUCCGGGCGAAGAGAGGGGCACCCGGCGGCGCGGUCCAUCGGUAUCGCAGCCGGGGCAUUCCGGCCCCGGCCGGAGGGCUUUCCCGGACAAGGCGGCAGACCCGUCCGCCCCUCUGGGCAUCGCCAGCACCGACGGGGGGAGUCGAAUCGGAACAAGAACAACAGAAACAACAAGAACACCAAACACGAACCAAAACCGCCGCCGCCGGCGAAGGCCUAUUCCCGGCGGUUCCUUCUCCGGACCGGGUCGUCCGGCCGCUCCGGGGGGGCACCAACCACCCGGGAGCCGUCCGCGGAGGGCCCGGGUGGUCUGGGCUGGCAUCGCGGCCUGCCUGGCCACCGCGUACGGCUUUCUCGCUUUGGCCACCUUUCGCCUCCUCGCCCUCCGGCCCUGGGAGCCCCGCCACCGCCGGCCGCGGGCGGGCACCGACCGGGGGGUCCGCCACGGUGGGCUGCCAACGGCGGCCCACGUUUCCUUCGGAGCAAAUACCGACGCCCGGAACGCCACGAUCCGCCACCCGCCCACCAGCACCAAGACGGUCCGGUUCCGGCGCAGGUACCCCCGGAUGAUCUAUUUCCUGCACAUCCACAAGUCCGGGGGGACCUUUGUCUGCCAGCAGGCCUUUCGCAACCGCCUGUCGGCCAACUACGAGCGCAACUGCAACGCCCGGGCCGACGGCCGGUGCUGCAGCGGGACCGACGUCCCGGGCGAAAGGGGUCCCACCAGCGGGGAACCCCCCUCCUUCUCGGCGGCCAGCCAGGCCGCCUUUGCGGAAAAGGCCCCCUACGACCUGGUGGCGGCCGAGCGGGAGCUCCCGGGGGUCCUCCUCCCGGAGCACUACGACUACGUGGUGGGCCUGAGGGACUCGCGGGACCGCUACCAGAGCCACUGGAACCACCUGGUCCGCGAGCGGCGCGAUGCCGGUUCCAGCAACACCAACAGCAGCAACAACAACAGCAACAACUUUGCCGAGUGGAUAAAGGGCCAGCCCGACAACUACAACGUGAGGAUGAUCUGCGGCACCCGCUGCUCGGCCGUCCCCAAGUACGGGAUCACCUUGGAGCUCUUUCGGCACGCCCUGGACCGCCUGUGGGAAGACGUUUCCCACGUCUUGUUCGUCGAGGACAUGGAGGAGUCCUUUGGGAGGUUCGCGGAGGCCUACGGGUGGGAGCCCUACGACCCCCCCGACCCCGGCCCUUCGCCGCGAACGGCCGGAGCCAAUGGUUCGGCGUGGGACCCGUACAUGUUUGUCCUGGACGACGCGCUCUACGAGUUUGCGAAACAAAAACAGGCGGACACGAGGAACGCGACCGGGCAGAACGGCAGGAGGAACGCGACCGGGGUCCCCGGCGCCCGGGGCUCUUGGAGGCGUCCCUUUCGGAACCAGGCGCUGGUCGAUGGGUACUUCCGGGAGGGCCCCUCGAGAAACUGCACGAACGCCUGCUGCGGGCGGUGCUCCGAGUGGUAGCGCAGCCGCGGGUUUGCGGGCGUUGCGUCUCCCGAUUGCAAGAAUGCCAUGGAAAUUGUGUCGUAGUUUUCCCCAGUGCAAGUGGAGUGGCAAAACCACCAGUAGUAUGUUAGUUUUUGCCUUCCUUCCACUAAUACUAGUGCCUCGUUUGUACAGGGGAUCCAGGCAAUGCAUUGCUAAAUAUUAUUUUAUCAUAACUACAUACUGGCUGUGAAAUCCACAAAACACAUAUUAUAUGAAUUUUUGUUCUUUUGGCCAAGAAUCAAGUCAAAUAAAGGUCAAACUUUAGU